This is a messenger RNA of Zerene cesonia (dogface butterfly), 1081 nucleotides long. RefSeq names its product facilitated trehalose transporter Tret1-like. The transcript is spliced from 5 exons. Bases 110 to 1081 code for a protein of 323 amino acids. Gene Ontology annotation, molecular function: transmembrane transporter activity. The record is from RefSeq and is a predicted model, not a curated record. Gene Ontology annotation, cellular component: membrane. Gene Ontology annotation, biological process: transmembrane transport. Lineage: Eukaryota; Metazoa; Arthropoda; Insecta; Lepidoptera; Pieridae.
AUUACUGAGAAAGACGUACAGACCAUAACGAAUUGUGUCUAAUACUUUAGUUAAAAUUCGCGCCAUUUUUUAAGUUCUGUGUUUAUAUUAGUGAAAUAAAAUUAAAAUAAUGCUUCGACAGUAUCUGUUGGUUAUUACAGCAAAUCUCAGCGUAUUAACGACUGGUAUGAGCUCGUCGUGGCCAUCACCAAUGCUGGUGAAACUAGCUACUGUUGGUGAAUCGCCGCUCUCACGAUCACCCACUGAUGAAGAAAUAUCUUGGAUCGUAUCUCUGGGUUUUCUCCUGGGUAUCAUUUCAAACUUCGUUGGCAGUACGUUUCUGGAUAUAAUAGGGAGAAAGUAUUGCAUAUUAGCCUGUUCAGUUCCAAAGUUAGCAAUGGCCAUACUCCUGGUCUUCGCUACAGAAGUCUGGCUCGUAGUUCUGGCGCGAACUAUUAUGGUUAUGGGAGACUGUUUAGUUCUAGUGGUGGUUCCUAUUUAUAUUACAGAAAUUGCUAGCAGAGAGCUCCGAGGUGCCUUAGGGACGUUACUACAAGGUUUCUGUUCAUUAGGAAUCUUGAUUACCUUAUCUGUGGGACCAUUUGUUUCAUAUUACACGUACAGUUACAUAAUCUGUGGAGCUAUAGCGGUGGCCACUUUGCCGAUCUUGUUUCUACCGGAAACUCCGUAUUAUUUGAUUUCUAAAGGAAAAACAGACGCAGCAUUAGAAAUCCUAACUUCCCUCAGACAUUCGGAAACAGAAGCCAAAAUAGAACUAGACGAAUAUACAAAAUCGAUAGAAGAGCACGUGGAAAUAGACAAAAUCGCUCUUUUCAAAGACAAAACGUUUCUGAAAGCUUUAGCACUCUGUAUUCUUAUAUGCGGAGGGUCGCAAAUAGUUGGAUACAAUGCUGUUAGCUUUUAUCUUCAGACGAUUUUGAUCUCAACACGAACGAACAUAAUGCCGGAAAUCGCAUCUGUCAUAAUUAGUGUUAUUCAAGUGGUUUCUAGCUUGUCUUUGACGAUUUUGACUUCGAUUUUCCAGAGAAAAUUAUUGUUGAUCACUUCGUUAUUCGGGAUUCUACUGGGUAUGGUUAGUUGA